AUGGAGGAUGAAGUAAUGGUUUGGUUCUUAAAGUGGGGAAUACAAUCACCUGGCCAUGUUGCAAAUCUUCUUCCUCCCCCAAAACUUUCUCAAAAUGUUGCUCUUCUAGGCUCACAUGUGGAUCGCGACUCUCGCCAUGGUCCUUCUCGUGAUCACCGUGAUUCACUCUUUGAUGAUGAUUAUGUGUUUUUUUCUAGCCUUUAUGGGCAGGCCUUACGGAAGGAAUUGAACACUCUGGCCCAUUAUGCUAAAUGGGCUUAUGUCACUUUAUCUCUGGUUGGAUCCGGCUGCUAUGAAGCUCUUUGGACAGACUAG
Messenger RNA from Vicia faba (fava bean), 315 nucleotides. Lineage: Eukaryota; Viridiplantae; Streptophyta; Magnoliopsida; Fabales; Fabaceae. The record is from the annotation of a GenBank genome assembly.